GAAGCAUGUUGAGAGUGACACCGAUACCGAAGUUGAAGACGGUUAUAUUGCAGUGGUGGCAUUAUAUGAGGUUACAUAAGCUGGAAAUAUAGGUGUCUAUAUCUAAACUUUCUAUUGCGAUUCUGUUUGUUCCUUCGCUGGUGUAGGUUCUUUCGCCCAAUACAACGUUGCCGUCGGUACGGAGAUGGGCCCAAUUACUGUAAUUUUGAACGGCGUCAUCAACUCCAGCAUUCAAGUAAAAAAAACAUGGCCCAAUUUAUUGGUCGCAAUUGGCAGAUCAACAUAUGACACUGAAGUUGAUAUUGAUUUAAGAAUAGAAAGUCAUGCUAACAUGAUACUGUUUGAUUUAGGGAUGCACCAGGACAACUCUGUUGUUUUUGUUUCUCUCGAGAAUUUGGGAAGUGAUUUAAAUUUCAACAAUGACACUUUUAGAAGCUUAUAUGUGCCAAAAUGGUGGUAUGUUAAUGUCCAAACAAGAUCAAUGAUAGUUAACAAUAUGGUCAUUCAUAAAGCAAUGCAUGUCAUGGGUAACCAGCAUAAAGCGGGUCAUAUUUCUAACAUGGGUGGUGCUGGCUCUGGUGGAUAA
Molecule: messenger RNA, 586 nt
Organism: Helianthus annuus (common sunflower)
Lineage: Eukaryota; Viridiplantae; Streptophyta; Magnoliopsida; Asterales; Asteraceae
Exons: 4
Coding region: 185-586 (133 amino acids)
Source: RefSeq, a predicted model, not a curated record